Messenger RNA from Polyodon spathula (Mississippi paddlefish), 4177 nucleotides. Its product is annotated as espin-like. Gene Ontology annotation, molecular function: actin filament binding. The record is from RefSeq and is a predicted model, not a curated record. NCBI's taxonomy places the organism in Eukaryota, Metazoa, Chordata, Actinopteri, Acipenseriformes, Polyodontidae. Gene Ontology annotation, biological process: actin filament bundle assembly. The transcript has 13 exons. The coding region runs from base 1 to 3228 and encodes 1075 amino acids. Gene Ontology annotation, cellular component: cytoplasm.
AUGGUGCUGCAUCCGGCAAUACUGGCGUCCAGGGAGGGAAACCUCUUGAUCUUGAAAGAGUUGUGUGCCGCUGGGUCUCUGACCCCGGACAUCACUGACCCCCUGGGGGCCUCCCCUGUCCACCACGCUGCUCGCUGUGGCCGCCUCGACUGCCUUCGCUUCUUGGUAUCCGAGGCGCAUCUCCCUGGCAACCUAGAAGCCAGAAAUGGGGCUACCCCAGCCCACGACGCUGCUGCCACUGGCCACCUGCCAGAGCUGCAGUGGCUGAUCAGCUCUGGGGUCUGCAACUUGGAGGACAGGGACAGUUCGGGGGCGACAGCGAUGCACCUGGCCGCUCGGUUUGGUCACACAGAGCUGAUGCAGUGGAUGGUCCAGGCAGGCGGGGGAGCAGGGAUAGAGACGGACUGUGGGGCGCUGCCAGUUCACUACGCCGCCGCUAAGGGGGACCUCACCUGCCUCAAACUCCUAGUCAGCCAUGAGCCAGGGUGUGUGAACCGGCAGACGAGGAAUGGCGCCACGCCCCUCUACCUGGCAUCACAGGAGGGGCACCUGCACAUCGUGGAGUUCCUGGUGAAGGACUGCGGUGCCAGCGUCCUCCUGCGGGCUCAGGACGGCAUGACCGCGCUGCACGCCGCAGCUCACAUGGGCCACCACGCCCUGGUCGUCUGGCUGGCCUCGUUCACAGACCUGAGCCUCUCAGCACAGGAUAACGAGGGAGCCACGGCACUGCACUUUGCUGCCAGCGGGGGGCACCACAGGAUCCUGGAGCGUCUCCUGCGCAUGGGGGCAAAGGUCAUUAAGGACCACUGGGGAGGAACCCCCCUGCAUGACGCAGCCGAGAACGGAGAGCUUGAGUGCUGCCAGAUUCUGGUGAUGAGCCAAGUGGACCCUCGAUUCCGAGACAGAGACGGAUACACAGCUGGGGACCUGGCUGAAUACAACGGGCACUAUGAGUGUGCCAGGUUCCUGAAGGCAGUGCAAGAGUCAUUUAUGCUAUGUCCAAAGACCUGUUAUGAAGAGCUCGGUCAGUGCCGAGCUGUUGUAGUCGAGUCAAUCGAAGUCGGCGCCGAGGAGGAGCACCCCUCCCCAGCUAACAGCUCUCUGUUGGUGAUCAGCAAUAACGAGGUGGACAAACGAUCAAAGACAGCCGUGUCAAGGCAUACCACUACUGGAGACUACUAUCGCUCCCUCACAGAAGGCAGCAGGGACUCGCACAGCUACAGUGCGGGGAUGGAGAAUGGCAAGAAGCAGCCCCUGGUCAGCCCUUCGCUGGGCAUGCCUCCACCCCCUCCAGCACCACCUUUACCUCCAACCAAGAACUCAGGGGCCCAGAAAGCACCAGCACCCAGACAGGAAAGGACAUCUACAGAGAUUAAAUCUUUCAACAUGACGCUGCCCAGUAACGACAACAAACAACUGUUUGAUGAAAUGAAGACGACAAAAACAUUGAAGCACGCAGGAAUCACAGCAGUGUUCACAGGGCAGGCAGAUUCCACGGGGAAUGGGACAGUGGUGUUGCCCUCUGAGGAGGUGAACGUGGUGGAUAUUGAUUCUUUAGUCCCCACCCAUGAUGAGAAGGGACGCCCAAUUGCGGAGUGGAAACGUCAGGUGAUGGUGCACAAACUGCAAGCCCGGCUUCAGGAUGAGGAGGAGCAGAGGAGAAAGGAAAAUGGAAACAAAUAUCUUCAGAUGGAAGGCUGGAGAUAUUCCCAAGCUCACAAUGCAAUCCUGGGUCCUUUCGGAGAGUUGUUGACUGAAGAUGAUCUUAUCUAUUUAGAGAAGCAGAUCGAGAAUGUGCAGAUGAAGAAGAAAUGUCAGGUGUAUGAGUCUGAGCUGGCCAGGUUGGCCGAAGAGCUAAGAACCAUUCUGCCUGCCCCCAUCGUCAAUAUAACUGUCAACACACAGUUCAUGCAUCAGAAUGCAGGAAAGGAUGGACAUAUCUCUCUACCUGUGUGGUGCAACCGCAUAUCAGGCAUUGUGAAGAGUAUGUCCCUGCUUCUGGCCAAUCUUAAUGAAAACAAGGAAAACAAGGAGAUCUCCAAGAUGCCCAACACUGAACUUGCAACCGUCUUCUCUCAGAGGCCAGAGAGGAAGAGCUCUACCCGGGGGACAAAGGAAAAGGUUGAGAUAGAGAUCCAGCAGUUUGGAGUGUCUGUCAGGAACUUGAGGUCCAACUUUGAGAGGCAAAGUCCCACAAAGGAGAGGACCUCUCCAUUUGAAGAAGAAAGCAAAGAGGAUAUUAUAGAAGAAUAUAGGCCGGAAAGCCCUGCCGUGGCAUCUGAAGCCGAAACUCACACCACAGGCACCAUAGAUCCACCAGAUCAGCUUGGUGAGGAAGACCAAUCCUAUCUGUCACAGCCUGAUGAUACCAGAAAUAUUUCACCGGUUCAGGAAUCAACUAGCCUGAGGAAAGAACGCAUUGUGGUCUUAUUCCUUGGUCACUGGAAGAAGUCAGCUUAUACCAUGACCUUAAAGAUAAAGGAUAUUAAGAGGAAACAGAGUCUUGCAGGGCAGGCAGCCACCGAGCAGGUAGAGGAGAAAGCCGAGGAGGAAUUGGGACAGUCCAAGAGGAACAUGGAGAAUGGCAAGCUAGGCCACUUCUUCCAGCAGAGAAGUGCUAUCAACAAAAUGAUUGGAAACUGGAGGAACAUUAUCUCUCACGUCCCCUCACGACAGAUACGACGCUUGAACCGACAGCAGAUUACAUACUCACCAGAGCAGUUCCUGCCUCGUGUGAACGGGGCUCCCCUUGACUACCACAGUCUGACCCUUGACCUCUUUAUGCUGGGCUACUUUCACAUACUAGAGCUGGAGCUUCCACCUGAUGAGAGAAAGAUGAGACAUCUGCUGUGCUUCGAGGUCUUUGACCACCUGGGCAAGUUCAGCUGGGAGACUGUCCGCAACUUUCACAAGGCGGUCAUUGAGGAGAUUGAUGCAGGCAGCCGGGAGUGGAAAGAUGGCUUUGAAGACAUCAAACUUAAGUUCUUUGGAAACGUGCAAAACCAGCCACUGGAGGCAACAGACUCUGCCAAGCAGACCAUCGCCACAGUGAGACAGGUGCCCAAAGUCAUUGUUCAAAGUGCCACACCAGAUGAAGAAGAGGACCUGAUAAGGAAGAGUGGCUCUGAUCUCAGCAGCUUCAGCAAUGAUGAGAUCUGCAAGUACAUCGACCGCAGCUUUGCCUUCUGGAAGGAGAAAGAGGCAGAGAUCUUUGACUUUGCAGAAUAGGCGCUGCCACCACUUUUUGUUCUUGUUGUUUUGUUAAUAGGUCAAUAGCUUAAAGGACUACACAGUAUGUCAUCCUGUUGGUCGACAGUUAUGAAUUUUAAAAAGUUAUUUUAACAAGAUACAGCAAUCACACACAACACAGACCACAAUUUGCCAUUGAGGAAACUGCACUAUUUAUUGGCAAAGCAUAUUGCUUGACAGAUAUCAGUGUGUGUUUUUAUUUUUCUUUAUUCUUCUCUGAAAUACUGUAAUUUACAAGGCCCUCUUAUUUGGUGCUUUAGCCAUUUUUACAUGCUGUGCUGAUGUCCUCUCUAAGAAGAUAGCUUUGUUAGCAAAAUUGUACUGCUCUGUGUAUCUAAUACAAUACAUUUUAAAAAGUCAUUCACAAGAGCAGCCGCAUAAAUCAGUAGUUGACAGACUUAAGCUUUGUAAGGGAAUUACAAAUGUCCUCACCAGGUAGAAAACCAUUUCUCUCUUGAUAGCCCUUUCGCUGCUAUUUAUCUAUUCUUAUCUUGAAUUAGCAAUUGGUAUCUGUAUCCAAUAGGCCCAGACUUUUCCCAGCAUGCCACAUAACUGGAUGCUAAAUAUUUGAUUAUUAUUUUCACAGUUUACAAAUCAAAACAGAAAGCAAUGUACACUCUAUACAAGUGGGAGCCCUGCGUCUUCAGAAAGUGUUUAAACUAGCUUACGAAUGAAUACGUUUUUAAGUACUUUUGUCAGUUUCUUAUGGUACUGCCGUCUUGUGGACACUUCCCACCAAAAACACUGAGCUAAGAAACUUAGUAAUAACAAGAACACUUAACUGCUUUUAACAAAAUAAAACAUGCAUAUGUUGUUGAAGUGUAACACUUUUUAUUUAAUAUACAUGUUGAAGUUACCCCUCCUUAAAAACAGAGUGUAUCUGGUGCUGAAUAUCUGUGAAUGAGAAAACAGUUAGUAAAAUAGAAUG